CAACGACCACCUUAGUUUUACGACUCUCCUUUGUGUUUCCUUAAGCACUUCUUUCACAGUAUCUUAUUUCCUUUGCCCUUUCGAGCAUAAUUCUAGACCUAGACACGAUCUCCCGCUGGCAGGGAUCAAAAUCACAACGAACAUCACGGCAGUCGACCUCACGAAUACCACAAUACAGAAACGUCGGUCACGGAAAGCACUUCGAAUUUUCGUGCAAUCAUCCACGAUACCAAAUACACAAGCCACCAUGCCUAUCCCAGAAUAUGGCGCCGCUCCUCUGGCGAAGACUUUUGUCCUCGUUCGAGGCCUGUCGCUCAUUUCAAUGAUUGCCAUCGUCGGCAUGACUGCCAACUUCGUCAGCCAAAUCGUCAGCUCCAACGUUGAGCCACCGAAAGAGAUCGUAGGGACUCUUGUCAUUACCUGCAUGGCAACACUCUAUUGCCUCAUCAGCAUUCCCUUCUUCUACGCCCAAGCCAACCUCGGCCUCCUGAUCAUGACAGCCGUCGACUUUUUGCUGCUCAUAGCUUUUGUCGUCGUCUCUGUUGUCCUGGGCAAACCUCUUUCCUUCCUGAACUGCACGAUCAUCGCAGACAAGAACGCCGCGGCCAACGCGCAGUCCGCGGCAGCGUUUACUCAAGCUCUGGCGAGCAAUAUCGGAAAGUCUGGAAGCACCCUGGGCUUGGGGAAUUGGGCCGGAAGCACCAAGGCCAACUGCUACGAGACAAAGGCGAUUUGGGGAUUUGGGAUCAGUCUGGCGAUCCUGUUCACUUGCUCCUCUUGUAUCUUGCCUACUCUGUGGUACAAGGCGAGGAAGGCUGCCGGCGGAGGCGGUAAAUCGGUUGUCUAAGAACGGUGCAACUGAAGAGCUGCAUGAUGCCCCGUCUUACACACCACAGAAGUUCGCACCUGGCUUUAGAUUGGUCAGUCGGAGCAAAGCCUCCCGAAUGGCAUGAUCAUAUAGAAUUUCGAGAGCGGCGUUUUGGGUACGAGUCUAGCAGGGCCAGAUGGUAAUGUGUGAUAAGAAAGAAAUCAAAAAGCAGUACUUCACCGCCCGAAUUCCAGCC
Messenger RNA from Cercospora beticola, 1064 nucleotides. RefSeq lists its product as uncharacterized. NCBI's taxonomy places the organism in Eukaryota, Fungi, Ascomycota, Dothideomycetes, Mycosphaerellales, Mycosphaerellaceae. The record is from RefSeq and is a predicted model, not a curated record.